Messenger RNA from Insectozyma verbasci, 969 nucleotides. The record is from the annotation of a GenBank genome assembly. NCBI's taxonomy places the organism in Eukaryota, Fungi, Ascomycota, Pichiomycetes, Serinales, Debaryomycetaceae.
AUGUUACAAUUUACAAGACAAUUUAGUAAAUCAUCAAUUGUAAAAAAUUAUGCUAGUACAAUUAAAAAUUUAAAAAUUAAUCAAGAUACCAAAGUUAUUUAUCAAGGUUUUACUGGUAAACAAGCUACUUUCCAUGCUCAACAAGCAAUUGCAUAUGGUACAGAUGUUGUUGGUGGUAUUAAUCCUAAAAAAGCUGGUCAAACUCAUUUAGAUUUACCGGUUUUUGGUUCUGUUGCUGAUGCUAUGAAGCAAGCAGGUGCUACAGCUUCAGGAAUUUUUGUUCCACCACCAGUUUGUGCUGCUGCUAUAGAAGAAGCUAUUUCCGCUGAAAUUCCUUUAGCUGUUGCAAUUACUGAAGGUAUUCCACAAAAAGAUAUGGUUAGAAUUGCUCAAAUUUUAAAAACUCAAGAUAAAACAAGAUUAGUUGGUCCAAAUUGUCCAGGUAUCAUUUCUCCAGAUCAAUGUAAAAUUGGUAUUAUGCCACAAUCAGUUUUUAAAAGAGGUAAAAUUGGUAUUGUUUCAAAAUCUGGUACUUUAACUUAUGAAGCUGUUUCUCAAACUACUCAAGUUGGAUUGGGUCAAUCAUUAGUUAUUGGUAUUGGUGGUGAUCCAUUCCCAGGUACAAAUUUCAUUGAUGCUUUAACAUUAUUUUUAAAUGAUCCAGAAACUGAAGGUAUUAUUUUAAUUGGUGAAAUUGGUGGUACAGCAGAAGAAGAAGCAUCUGAAUUCCUUAAACAACAUAAUUUAAAUAGACCAGAAGGUGCUAAACCAGUUGUUUCAUUUAUUGCAGGUGUUUCAGCUCCACCAGGUAGAAGAAUGGGUCAUGCAGGUGCUAUAGUUGCAGGUGGUAAAGGUGAUGCUAAAUCUAAAAUUGCUGCAUUAGAAUCUGCUGGUGUAGUUGUUGAAAAAUCACCAGCUAGAUUAGGUAAUUCAUUAUUAGCUGAAUUUAAAAAUAAAAAUUUAUUAUAG